AUGAUGUCAGGGAUCGUGGUGAAAGCCUUCGACGACGGCACCAAGCACCGGCCCUUCGGGCACUGCCUGGUGGCUGGCGUGGACCGCGCGCCGCUGAAGGUGACCAGGAAGAUGUCCAAGAAGAAGAUCACGAAGCGCACCAAGGUGAAGCCCUUUGUCAAGUACGUGAACUACAAUCACGUCAUGCCCACAAGGUAUCAGGUGCCGAGUGAGCUGUCCCCUGCCUCCAUUGCCACGGACCAGCAGAUGGACACGCCGGAUGGACGAAAGGAGGCUCGCAAGUUCGCAAAGAGCCGCUUGGGCUGCAUUUCAGCCAACGCUUUGAGUCGGCACGGCUUAGGCCUCCUCCAGGAGAAGUUUGCGGCGCCACCCCCGGACAAGGCCGGCCGGCCCUCGAAGGCGCGGGCUGAGCGAUGCGGGGCCAGCUUGGCCGGGGCACAGCCCUGGCAACCCAGCCCUCCACAGCCCAGCCAUGAGCCUAUGCUGGCUCCUCGUGCUGCGUGGCGCGCUGCCUGCCGGCCGCCCUCAGCGCCAAUCCUUGCGCCACGGAAGAGCUCCAGGUGCAGGCAUUUGAGCCGGCUGCAUCGGAGAGCAGAACCAGACAGAUGGGUGGCAGUAGCAGUUAGCGUUCUUCUAUGGGAAGUCUUGAUUGUGGCCCUCGCGUUGCUGGCGGAGGUUGGGAGCCAAUGUGCCCCGAGGAAGCGGAAAAGUGGGAACGAGAUCCCAAGCCUCAUCCCCACCAUCGAGGAGCUCAGGUUGGGCUUGCACGGCGUGCGCGGCGCGUUGCUCGAAGAGAAGGAGAAGGAAGAGCCUUGGUCGCCCCAGAAGGACGACCUGGAGGACGGCAUCAUUCAGAGCAUCCAGAGCCAGCAGCUGGAGUUGGGCUUCGCAUCCCCGCUCACGGGGCGAGCAAAAGCUGGACUCGUCGUCUCUUCCGGCGUGCCUGAGCAAGCAGAGGUUGCCUGGAAUUUGCUGAAGAAGUUCCUCACCAUUGAGGAGGACCGGCGCUUCGUGCGGUCCAUGGUGGUGUCCCUGGCCUGCCUGCCGGAGGCCACGGCCAAGUUCUGGAAGCGGAAGGCAGCGCUGUUGCUGACCUUGGCACGCCUGGGCGCAGACUGCAGCUCCCUAGUCGCUGCGCUUCUCUUGGAUGCGGAGCUGGAGCUGGGCGCUUCCUGGGAGCGGCAGACGCUCGAGAGCGCAGGGCGUUUGGGCGCAGAAGUGGCGGAGCUCUUGCAGGAACGCAAGGCCGUGGGCGAGCUGGUGGCGCUGUUUGACGAUUCUGCAGCUGCAGACCCUGAAGGAGGUUGUGAAGCCCUGGACACCUGGCCAGCCAGCACGCAGCUGUGCCGCCAGCUCUUCCUCCAGAGCUGUCGAGACAGCAGACCGGUGCUCUUGGAAUUGGCGAGCCGCGCGCUUCUGAUGGCCGAGCUCUCGGCCCAGCAUGGGGCCAGGCCUUUGGCCAGGACUACUUUGGAGUUCCACGCGCCCAUCGCUCGGGCGCUGGGCUACGAGUACCCGGACGGGGCUAGCUUCCUGCCUCUGCCGCACUGCGACACGCUGCCGGCCACCUUGGAGCACUUUGGCCUUCAGCUGCUCUACCCCUCGGAGUACCGCAUGGUGGUGGACUGGUUUGAUCGGGAGUUCGACUUGCUGGAAGACAUUCUGGAGCACGGCAUUCGUGUGGUGAACACGGCCUUGGGCAACGAUCGCUCGUUUCAAUCCCUGGCGUCUGGCUACAAGGUGAGCAGCAGGGUGAAGUCACCGCAAAGCUUGAUGAAGAAGCUUCUUGAAGGCCGACGGGUCAAUGAUCUGCUCGGCAUGGAAGUGGUUAUUCAGCCACGGCACCUUGCUCAUGGAAAGGGCGAGAUGGCGGCUUUGGCGGCUGCCAGCGGCAUCCUGCGGUAUGUCUCCAGUGUGGAGAACGGCUGGAUUGUUGCGCCCAAGUCUUUCAAGAACUACGUGCUGCGGCCAAAGAAGUCCGGCUACCAGGCAAUUCACCUGACACUUGUUACUGAUUUCUAUGUGGCCUUCAGCUCCACCCGAGCACCCUGCCAACUGGAGCUGCACAUUUUUACGCAGCAGAUGAAGGAUCAGGAGCUGCGUGGCCCUGCAUCGCACGCCAGCUACAAGUCCUUCCCCCUGCGCCCCGAAGUCCUGAUGGAGAAGUUGGGCGACGGAGGUGUGGUGUCCAUGGAUGAUGUGGCGCAGCAGAGCUUUGAGUCUCCAGAGGAGGCCACUCACAUGCUCGAGGAAUUGGCGCACAGAGCGGGCUACGAAGACACCGACAUGGACUUGGAAGACUUGGAGACGAGCAGAGCUCAUGUAGACGAGGUUGUCACGGCCUUCCAAGACCUGGUUGCUUCACAGCGGCUGAAAGCGCUGCCGGCGCCGGAAAAUGCAGAGGGCACGAAAAGGCACAAGCGCGUCCAUCGGCUCGGCAGCCAGCACGAGAUGACACUGCACCCGCCCAGCAUUUCCGUGCUCAACGCACUAGGCGUUUUGGUGCCAUGGCGAAAUCUUCCGGAGGUCUUAGCGCUCCUCUCCCCGACAUUCGUCCAGCUCUCGGCGCCUGGCCGAACCCGCGGACCCGUGGCUCGCAGGUCCAGGGGCGGUGAGACGGAUGGCAAGUUGGAGGUAGGAGAUGCUGUGAGCGCCCUUUGCCCCGAUGAUGAUCAAUGGUACCCAGGGGCGAUCGACUCUGUCAAUGAGGAUGGGACCUUCAGCGUGAAAUGGGAAGAUCCAGAGGGCGGACCUGAGACCCACAUCUUGGCCGCGGACGCUGUCAAGAAGAUUGUCAUUUUCAAGGACUACAAGGGGGGCGAGGCGAUUGAGGCGGUUUUCCCCGAUGACGGCUACUGGUACCCUGCAAAAGUGCUCAAGGCCAACGAGGACGGCACCUUUGCGGUGAAGUGGGAGGAUCCGGAUGGCGGCCCUGAGCAGUCUGAUGUGCAGCCGAAGGACAUGAAGUAUCCGCCAAUCCCCUGGGAGAAGCUGGAAGUUGGCCAAAAGUACUCGGGCACGAUCCGCUCGGUUUUGGACUUCGGCGCCUUUGUGGACAUCGGCGCCGAAGCGGACGGCUUGCUGCAUAUUUCCCGCAUCAUGAGGGGCAGGGUGGACGACAUCUACGACGUUUUGUCCGAGGGCCAGAUCGUGGACGUCUGGAUUUCUGGAAAGAAGGACGAUGGCAAGUUUGGACUUACCAUGGUGGAAGGUGUCAAGGAUGGGGAGAAUGCCCGGCCAGUCCAGGCAGAUAUCAGCCCCUUCGCCGACAUCUCCCCGGAUCAGUGGCUGCCGGGGGUAGUCGCGCGCAUCGCCCCCUUCGGCGCCUUUGUGACAGUGAACCUGGAGGAUGGCACUUCCGCGGAAGGGCUCCUCCACUUAUCCAAGAUCAAGGAAGGCUUCGUGGAGAAUGUUGAGGAUGAGCUGCAUGAGGGUCAAGAGGUGAAAGUGCGCAUCGAGUCUGUAGACCUCCACGCCAAGAGGAUGGCCCUCUCCAUGGUGGAGGCCGCCGCCGGUGGCGGGUAUCGGAAGCCCCAGGACUUCAGCGCCUUCGAAGGCAUCGACCCGGAGAGUUGGGUGGACGGCGCCGUGGCCAGCCUCGCCCCCUUCGGCGCCUUCGUGACACUCACAAAGGAUGGCAAUUCGGCAGAUGGACUUCUUCACAUUAGAGACAUCCGUGACGGCUUUGUGGAGUCCAUAGAGGACGAGCUCUCAGUGGGCCAGGAGGUCAAGGUGCGGGUGGAGUCGGUUGACGCGGCGGCUGGCAGGCAGGUGGCUCGGCCCAGCACGGAGUUUCCUGGCGGAGUUUUCAAUUCCGCUGUGUUGGCACUCCUCUAUGCCCCCGCUUUUGUGCAGCUCUCCGUGCCCCGCGCCCAACCUGCCGUGGCUCGCAGGUCCAGGGGCGGAGAAGCAGACAUCGGCAAGCUGGCGGUGGGAGAUGCUGUGAGCGCCAUUUGCCCCGAUGAUGAUCAAUGGUACCCAGGGGCGAUCGACACCAUCAAUGAGGAUGGGACCUUCAGCGUAAAAUGGGAAGAUCCAGAGGGCGGACCUGAGAGCCACAAUGUGGCUGCGGACGCUAUCAAGAAGAUUGUCAUCUUCAAGGACUACAAGGUGGGCGAGGCGAUUGAGGCGGUUUUCCCCGAUGACAGCUACUGGUACCCUGCAGAAGUGAUCAAGGCCAACGAGGACGGCACCUUUGCGGUGAAGUGGGAGGAUCCGGAUGGCGGCCCCGAGCAGUCUGAUGUGCAGCCGAAGGACAUGAAGUAUCCGCCGAUCCCCUGGGAGAAGCUGGAAGUUGGCCAAAAGUACACGGGCACCGUCCGCUCCGUUCUGGACUUUGGCGCCUUCGUGGACAUUGGCGCUGAGUCGGAGGGCUUGCUGCACAUCUCUCGCAUCAUUGAGGGCAGAGUGGACAACAUCUAUGACCACCUGUCCGAGGGUCAGACCGUGGAUGUGUGGAUCGCUGGCAAGAGGGAGGAGGGGAAGUUUGGACUCACCAUGAUUGAGGGCCAGAAGGAGGGGGAGAGGUUUCGACCAGCGCAGGUGGACAUGGCCCCCUUCGCCAGCGUCAACCCGGAUGAGUGGCAGAAGGGCGUGGUCGCACGCAUCGCCCCCUUCGGGGCCUUCGUGACGGUGACACUGGAGGACGGCACCUCUGCGGACGGGCUGCUCCACUUGUCCAAGAUCAAGGAGGGCUUUGUAGACAACGUCGAAGAUGAGCUGUCGCUGGGUCAAGAGGUGCAGGUGCGCAUCGACAACGUGGACCUCGAUACCAACAGGAUGGCCCUCUCCAUGGUGGAGAGCGGCUUUGGCGGCGGCGGCGGCGGCGGCAUGCGGCAGCCCAAGGACUUCAGCGCUUUCGAGGGCAUGGACCCAGACACCUUUGUGGAGGGCAAGGUGGCCUCCAUCGCGCCCUUCGGCGCCUUUGUGACAAUCACCAAGGAUGGCGCUUCAGCAGAUGGACUUCUUCACAUCAGAGACAUCCGCGACGGCUUCGUGGAGUCUGUGGAAGACGAGCUCUCAGUGGGUCAAGAGGUCCAGGUGCGCGUGGAGUCUGUGGACACUGCAGCGGGCAGGAUGAGUUUGUCAAUGAAGCCCAGUUCCUUCUAA
This is a messenger RNA of Effrenium voratum, 5109 nucleotides long. NCBI's taxonomy places the organism in Eukaryota, Dinophyceae, Suessiales, Symbiodiniaceae. The record is from the annotation of a GenBank genome assembly.